This is a messenger RNA of Centropristis striata (black sea bass), 2868 nucleotides long. RefSeq names its product transmembrane protein 275a (gene tmem275a). The coding region runs from base 397 to 1017 and encodes 206 amino acids. Lineage: Eukaryota; Metazoa; Chordata; Actinopteri; Perciformes; Serranidae. The transcript is spliced from 2 exons. The record is from RefSeq and is a predicted model, not a curated record.
AGUGAUCUUUCCUCUCUUCCCUUCGGAUGUUUUAUCCUUCAGCAGGUCGCAUCGCUUUGCUUUUGUGUUUCCAUGGCCGCUGAUUGAAUGGCUGUCAUGACUUGUGCCCUCAUGACUAUGAAGCAACGAAAGCAGGAUGAAAAUCCCUCGUUUGGUGUUAAUGCGUCCUUUCAACCUCUCAGCAAUUACACCCGGUAAUUAGACUGGGAAUCUCGGUGAAAAUCUACUCAUCAGACAAUGGAAAGACCAUCAGUUCAUCGACAUAAAGGACAAAGACGUUUCCUGGCUGUGAUUUUAUUUAAACAUUGCCAUGGGGAAGAGUUUGGACUGAAACACAAGGAGAUUUGACAACUCAGCGGAAGAGAGAUUCUGGAGAGAGAUUCUGGAGGUGAAGACAUGGUCAUCACUGACAGAAACAGCGGCACCCCUGUACCUAAGAAGGAGCCCCAGAAGAAGACGAGGAGGAAGUCUCGCCCUCAUGGCCUGCCCUCUCCGGCCCUCUGCUGUGCCUGUGGCCUAUGCAUCAUGCUGGCUGGACUCAACAUCACCCUGGUGGGAGCGUUCGCCUUCAGCACACUGGUGCCUUCUGCCAAUCCCCCAAUCAUCAUCGGACCUAUCCUUCUGCUGGUGGCCUUUUCCUUUUUCGGGGCUUGUUGCGUGUGCAGCCGCCUCCCCCCUCCCCACAGCUCACGGAGGUCGAAGGUGGGCGGCAGGGGUGGCGGGCUGAUGGGACAUGGCGGGCUGGCUGGCGGGGCAGCGUUCGAAAUAGAGACCAGUGAGCACACGCUGCAGGAUACUACAGCUGUGCAGCUAAGUCCCACGUCAUCCCCUGGAUCAUCCCGGGCAUCCAGCCCAGAAAUGGAGGCUCCUGAUGUGGCCCUACCAGGGCCCUGCAAGCUCUUCACCAUGGAGACUAACGGCCCUUCGUCUGUUUCCGCCACUGCAGUCUACUCAGCCUCCACAGCAGCAGGAGGGGAGGUGAGGCUCAACCUGCCACGUGAAGAAGUGGUCACCUAGCAGAGCAGAAACUCUUCCAAGGCCGUGUGCUGCCAGUGUAAAUAUUCUUCUUGGCUGAGGGCUUGCUGAGUGUGAUCGUGUCCUCUAGUUUACGUGGUGCCAUAUUUCUGGUUGUGAACAGUAUGCUUUUGAUCUUCUUGCUGUGCAGCCAACUGGUGAUUAGCAUGCAAAGUUAAUAAAACAUCCAAGUGUUUGUGGCUCAUAGGUUUCGGAAUUCAAAUUCCUACCUCUCUUGUGCUGUUUUUCUCCUACAGGUCUUUGUUUUUAAAGUGGGGCAUUAUCAACACUGUCUGAAACUAUGAACAUUUAUCUUUCACUGCUUCUCUGGCUGGUGGAAACCUCACCUGUCGGCAGUGAUUUCAGAGGGCUGGAAUGAAAAAUAUGAUUGUUAAUUUGUUCUGAAAACGUAAAGAUUAGAUGUGAAAGGUCAACAGUGAACUGUACAGGUACGUUUGUAGUGACAUUUGGCAUUUUGUGUGCCGUACUCAGUGCUGAACUUGUUUUGGGGGCAUAAGAUAUUAUAGGUCACAGGGGUCCCAAAGCAAUAUCCUCUCACCUGAGAUUUAAUUCUCUGCAUUUAUUCUUCUUUUUAAGUGAUUACAUGCAACAAUACAUUUGUAACGAACAACAGUGUUUAACAGUAUAUGGAAUGCAAUGUUGGAUCAUGGAAGCGUUGUUUCACAAACAUCUGUUAUCACACCAACAUAAAUGCUGUGAAUGUUAAUACAUUCUUUCCUGAUUUCACACGUAGACUUACAUUAAAGGUAGUCGAAACUCAGUUUAAAGGUCAUGUUGAUAUUUUCAGUAAUUCGUAUACAGUGUAAUGCAGUUGAGUGGAUUAGGGACUUACCUCAAUGUAAGGCAUAAAAUGCACCAUAAUGAUAUUUAUAAUCAUGGAUUUGUAUCUGCAGUGGGACCCAAGACAAGAAUGUUUUACAAAUGGAACCAUAUUAAUUUCACAGUACUGAAUUCCUAUUUGUAAAGCCUGUUAUGAGAAACAUUAAGUUAACUUCCACUGGACCUUGUAUACACAAUAUAGGCAAGCCAAGAAGUCUGACACUGAGUUUAGAUUUUCAGAUUGCAUAAAAAGUAUCUGUUCCCCAUCACUGUGAUGUCUUCUUGUCAGUUUUGAGCUGGUUUAAAAAGACAUUAAAACCCUGAUUUCCUUUGAAAGGAAAGCUGCCUUAGACUGAGAUAUCAGGAUCAAACUAAUGAGGGCUACAACAAAAGUGCACAACAGCAUUUCUCUUCAGAAAGCCUUUGUUUGGCUCUGGAUUUCUAUUCCAUAUUGUUAGGAAAGCCUCAACAAGUUCUUGUUUUUUUGUGGGUGAAACAAAUGCAUGCAAAUGGUUUAAAUGUUCCAUUUCAGCAGAAAUAUAUAUGGAGUAGCAGGAGAGUAAACACUUGUGUACAGAUACACAGCACUCCCUUAUACAGUGUUAACCUUCAUUAUUUGUGACACAGCUCCUCAAAAGGACCAGUUUCUCUGCCAAAGCUCUCCCUCUUGUGCUGAGCUUUUUUUUUGCAUGUCCAGAGAACUGAUUCAUGGAAAAGCAAACACCUUGUUGUGAACUAUUGGUGUUAUCUAUGUAUUUUAGUUUGUGAAGCACUUCUACAAAAAUCUGGAAAAUGUAAAGGAUAGAAUAUUUUUGUGAAGAUUAUAAUUUGUUUAUUUAAAAAAAAAAAAAAAAGUAACUACCCAAAUGUGAAUCAUUCAAAAGAUAUGAAUAAAAAAGCUCUUUCAGUAGAACAUGAGGUUGCUCAUUAUGUAUGUGCGGCAUAACACCGUGUUCUUGCUAUAUUGCAUUUUGUGUCAUCAUCAAGUGAAAUGAAUAAAAAUGUCCAACUGGA